AUGGCCGGCAUAUUCCACUCCCAGCUGGAUGAACCCACUGCACCCAGCUCCAAUCUUGCAUCACCUUCAUCCUCCUCAGACAAGGAAAACCCGCGACCGAGUCUAAAUAAACGAAACACGGCUCAAAUGACAUCUCCAAGCGCAUCCAAACGUCGUCGUCUCACCGAUCGCAACAUCAACUCACAGUCGCAAAUGUCCUCUUCACGGCACGAUGACACCAGCAAAUAUUAUGAUCCUGAUCAGGAUCCCGAGGAAAGGCGACGUAUUCGAAAGGGCAUCAGAGAUUUGACCCACGACUUUAACGAUUCACGCACCGAAUACAUGCAAGCCGGUAAUGAUGGAAUUUUAAAAACAAUCCACAAGGCCAACCAACUCUAUGUCGGUGUCAAGCAGACUUCUGACGCCACCCUCGACUCGCGCCUCCUCGUUAACGCAGCCGAUCUCUCGCACAAAAGGACCGCACAACUUGCCCUCGGCAACACGACCGCCGGUAUCGACGUCGACGUUUUUGUUACUAAAUGUAUUUCGUACAUGCGACGAGGACCUGAUAUGUCGACUGUAACCCAGAACGUGGGGGGAGGUCGACGUCGACGCACUGGUGCCUCCCAGAGAUACGCGGACGAGGGUGAAGAUGGGGAUAAUGGCGAUGCGAUGAACUGGGAUUGGCUGGCUCGAACUGCCUGUCUUCCCUAUAAUGCGCGCCCGACAGUAUCGGGGUGGUUAUUGGGACCGCUCUCUUUGCAAAAACGCACGCGUCAAUUGACGCAGCGCGCUCCAGCUGAGAAAUUCGAUCCGACGCAGGCCAAAAACCCCAAUGAACUGCGGCAGGAAGAUCUAAGUGGGAAAGAUGACGCGAAUCUGACAACCAUUUGUCAAGAUAUUAAUACGCUGCUGGGGAAAGUCCAGGAAGAGGCACAAGAUACUGUGGACAGGGUGCUCAGUGAAAUGGAUGACCCUGACGAGGACACUAUGCAGAGGAUUAUGGCAAAGCAUGAUGUUGCAGACGAUGGCGGAGUUCCUUUGUUCCGCUUUUGUAUCAACCCGCGCUCAUUUGGUCAAAGCGUGGAAAAUUUGUUUUAUGUUAGCUUCCUUGUCCGAGAUGGCAGUGCUGGUGUUUCCGUAGAUAGCCGUGGGCUACCAACGCUACAUACCUCCUCGCCACAUUUGCCAAGUGAAGCUCAAGCUCAAGGCGUUGUAAAACGUCAAGCUAUCUUCAGUUUAGAUUUCAAGACCUGGGAGCAGCUGGUCGAUGUAUUUGGCAUUGAAUCAUCGAUCAUACCGCACCGCAAUGAAAGUACAGAGGAAGCCGCCACCACUUGGAGUUGA
Penicillium verhagenii is the source of this 1326-nucleotide messenger RNA. RefSeq lists its product as uncharacterized. The record is from RefSeq and is a predicted model, not a curated record. The transcript has 3 exons. Gene Ontology annotation, biological process: DNA repair. The coding region runs from base 1 to 1326 and encodes 441 amino acids. Lineage: Eukaryota; Fungi; Ascomycota; Eurotiomycetes; Eurotiales; Aspergillaceae. Gene Ontology annotation, cellular component: Smc5-Smc6 complex; nucleus.